AUAAUGUGUGUGAGAGUCCCUAGCAACGACCUUGAGACCCUAGCAACCAGUGUUGGUCUGUUCAAAGUCCAUCAUACACCUAUUUAUUUUGUAUAAUCAGUUUUUUGGGUGUCUAGACAUCACAACACUGACCUUCACUCUGGGUAAUAACACACAUCACUGAACAUAAAGCUCCUCCCUAUUAAAAGACGGAAUGGGGCGGAAAGUUAUCGUAGCAACCUGCUGCCUGAACCAGUGGGCCAUGGACUUUCAAGGUAACCUGGACCGUAUCAUUGAUUCCAUACAGCAGGCUAAGGCUGCUGGAGCCACAUACAGGAGUGGUCCUGAGCUUGAGAUACCAGGAUACAGUUGUGCAGAUCACUACUAUGAGAGUGAUACAUUGCUUCACUCGUGGGAGGUGGUGGCAGAGCUGCUCCGCCAUCCAUCAUGUACAGACAUUAUAAUUGAUGUAGGCCUUCCAGUUAUGCACAAAAAUGUCACUUACAAUUGUAGAUUAGUGUUCCUAAACAGGAAAAUUCUUCUCAUCCGUCCAAAGUUAAUUCUGUGUGAUGAUGGCAACUACCGGGAGACCAGAUGGUUUACUGCCUGGCACAAGAGCCGUCAAGUGGAGGAUUACUAUUUGCCAAGAAUGAUAAGCAGACAAACAGGACAGAUCACUGUGCCAUUUGGUGAGGCACUUAUUGCCACAAGAGACACCUGCAUUGGCUAUGAAAUUUGUGAGGAACUUUGGAAUCCAGAAAGUUCUCACAUUCCAAUGUCUUUGGAUGGUGCAGAGAUAAUUGUAAAUGGCUCAGGCUCCUACACAGAGAUAAGAAAGGGCUACGUCUCUCGAGAUCUCAUAAUGUCUGCAACAGCCCGGAGUGGAGGCUGCUAUCUUUUUGCUAACCAAAGAGGAUGUGAUGGUGACAGGGUGUAUUUCUCUGGAGACUCGAUGAUUGGCCUUAAUGGAGCAAUUGUGGCCCGUGCAACUCCCUAUAGCUUGAUUGAGGUGGAAGUGAUAACUGCAACAAUUGAUUUGGAAUCAAUUCGCUGUUAUCGCUCACUGAUUCGAAGCAGAUGCCUCCGCGCAUCUCAGAGUCACACUUAUCCUCGUGUUCAGGUAAAUUUUGCUCUCUCCAAUGAUGAAGACAUAUUCCUGCCAUCAUGUGCUCCCAUAGAAUACACUAUCCCUCUCCCAGAGGAAGAAAUUCUUUAUGGCCCUGCUUGCUGGUUGUGGGAUUACUUGAGGCGUUCAGGUCAAGGAGGCUUCCUCCUUCCAUUAUCAGGUGGUGUCGACUCAUCUGCAACGGCUACCAUUGUGUUCUCUAUGUGUCAGCUAGUGGUACAGGCUGUUGCUAAUGGAGAAGAGAAGGUAUUAGAAGAUGUUCGGCGUAUAGUAUCCCAAGCAGAUUAUGUUCCUCGGGAUCGUCGUGAGCUUUGUGGUAGAAUCUUCCACACUGUUUACAUGGCCACCGAAAAUUCAUCAUUAGAGACAAAGGCUCGAGCUAAGCUUCUCUCUCAACAAAUUGGAAGUUACCACAUACCAGUUACAAUUGACAGUAUGGUAUCAGCUGCAUUAGGCAUCUUCAGUGCUGCCACAGGCUUCAUCCCAAAGUUUAGAGUGCGUGGGGGCACUACAAGAGAAAACGUUGCUCUACAGAAUGUGCAAGCACGCCUUCGUAUGGUGUUGGCUUAUCUCUUUGCUCAAUUGUGUUAUUACGAAUUUGUGAGUCAAGAGCUGAGCCUUUGUGUGAUAUUUUACUUCAUAUCUUUACUCAAUCUUCCUGUGUUGAAUGAUAUUCUAGGUGCACCACCCACAGCAGAAUUAGAACCACUGGAUGAAGGAAUUCUAGUACAAAUAGAUGAAGCAGACAUGGGUAUGACAUAUGAUGAAUUAUCUAUGUAUGGAAAAUUACGCAAGAUAGAAUGCUGUGGCCCAUUCUCCAUGUUUGGCAAGCUUGUUCAUCUGUGGUCUGACAAAUGUACACCAAAAGAGGUUGCAGAAAAGGUUAAGCUUUUCUUCCGGUAUUAUAGCAUUAAUCGUCACAAGAUGACUGUGUUAACUCCAGCAUACCAUGCCGAGACUUACUCCCCUGAUGAUCAUCGCUUUGACCAUCGCCAAUUCCUGUAUAAUUAUCGCUGGCUAUGGCAGUUUAGGGCCAUAGAUAAAUCAGUGGAAAAAUUGGAAAAUGGAAGAAAUAAUGAAAGCGAAGUUGAACGAAGUAGCUCUGCACGUUCCAACAAGGACAGUCGCUCUUCAUCAUUCACAAGACCCUCAUCCCGAUCAUCCAACAACUCUCUCUCAGGUUCUCUAGGUAGCGAGUCCCACCGUCGAGGUGUAGAAGUAGCUACUGGGCCUGUCAUUGAAAACUCUCAUAAUGUACACAUCUGUCCUGCUGAGAAUACAGUUGAUACCAGUCACAUGAUCACACCACAACACAGUGAUCAGAUUGUGAAUGACCAGGUCAGGUUAACUUUGAAUAGUGGGGAUUGCGGAGAAGACAGAAAACGUCGUGGGCCGGCCUCCGCCUCUCUUUCAGCCUCUGGACUCUGUUUACAAAAGGCAAGGCGUUGUGGAGAUCUUCAGUCUGCUUCCCAUCAGCAACAUGAAACUAGCUUAUAUCUCUAAUGACAUUACUAGGUCUGCAUAGUAUUGGUAACAGUUUUUUAAUUACAGUGGACCCUCGACCAACGAUAUUAAUCCGUUCCUGAGAGCUCAUCGUUAGUCGAAAUUAUCGUUAGUCGAGUUAAUUUUCCCCCUAAGAAAUAAUGGAAAUCAAAUUAAUCCGUGCAAGACACCCCAAAGUACUGAAAAAAAAAAUUUUUACCACAUGAAAUAUUAAUUUUAAUACACAAACUGAAGAAUACAUGUACAAUUACAUGACACCUUUAUUGAAGAUCUGGUGAUGAUUGAUGGGAUGGGAGGAGGGGAGAGUGUGGAUGGUGUUAGUGUUUAGAAGGGGAAUCCCCUGCCAUUAGGACUUGGUGUCAAGUCCUUUUCUGGGGUUACUUCCCUUCUUCUUUUAAUGCCACUAGGACCAGCUUGAGAGUCACUGGACCUCUGUCGCACAACAUAUCUGUCCAUAGAGGCCUGUACCUCCCAUUCCUUUAUUAUUUGUCUAGAGUGGUUCACAACAUUGUCAUUGUAAUAGUCACCAGUACGGCUUGCAAUAGCUGUGUGAGGGUGAUUUUCAUCCAUAAAGGUUUGCACUUCAACCCACAUUGCACACAUUUCCUUAAUCUCUUUCAUCAUAUCCAUAGUAAUUCUCACCCUUUUUGCUGUAGGGUUGGCACUAGAAGCUUUCUUGGGGCCCAUGGUGACUUAUUUUGCAGGUGUAAUCACUAAAAACGCUGUGAUAUGAAAUGUUCCAAUUGUAUGUUUGGAUGGGACCGCAGUGGCUGGCUGGCUUGUAAACACUGGCACCCACGGGACAAGUCAGGUGCGCUCAGGCAAAAAGUGGACGCGUCUCGAACGGAACGAAUCGUGUUGGUCGAGUUUUUUAGCGCUAGUCGAGGCAAAAUUUUGUGUUAAAAUGUAUCGCUAGUCGGAUUUAAUGUUAGACAAUGCCAUCGUUAGUCGAGGGUCCACUGUAUAGAAGUUGUGAAACUUUGUAAAUAAAGGGCAAAAAUGUGUAAGCAUUUUCAGUUGUGAAAUUGCUGCUUCCUAGUACUGUUAGCAGUGGUGUGCAGGGUAAGCAUUGCUCCCCAGAUAAAAAUUCUUCCAUUCUGAAUUACCACAUUUAUUCGCAUUAACAAUAUUUACUCGUAUAUAGCAGUGUGCAUCUUUGUUUCUUUGAUUUAAACUUGGUGUAAAAUGAGUCGAGACUUUUGAAACUUGUUAGGCAGUUUUUGAUAGUUGAAAAUUAAUUCUUGGUAUAUGUAACAUUGGAUCUGCAGUAUCAUCAUCCUUCCUCUUGCUGGAUAAAAUGAUAUACUGUACCACUGCCAGAUGUAAUAUGAAAAUUAUUAAUUAAAAUUAGAUUAACGCAAUUUUCCCAAAAUUAUGUAAGUAGGAUGAUUCAGAUCAAUCUAACUUGAAAGAUUUUCUAAUGAUAGAACUUCUACUCGACAAUAUUUGUCAUCACUUAAAAAGAAUUUGAUCUGUCCCUCCCUCUUGAGGGAGGGACAGCUCUAGCUUGUCCCUCUCUCAGUACUACUACUACCUACCACUGUGCCCAUUCUACCACUCCUCUGUAUAUCACUGCCAGCAACAUUACAGAAAUAUAUAUAUAUGAUAUGAUAUUUAACCAAGCUAAUAUCAGAUUUGAAAAUUGGAAUUCAUUAAGAGUCUUAAAGUUUUUACACACAGUUAUUAUGUGGGUUUGAGUUUUAUAAAGUUACUUUGAAAAAGGUGUACAGUGAAGUAGGUAGGGUAGCCUUGGUGAAUUAAUAGUUCCAGCAAAGACUGCUUUUGUAGAGCAUAGCUUCUAUGCUUUGAAAUAAAUUAAAACAUACUCCUGAAUUUGCUAAAAAUCUGCACUUAGGAGAGGAAUCCUAUGAUGACAUUUUGGUCUGCCCUGGAUCACUGUCCAGUCACAUUUUUUGGUGAAUUGCUCCAGCAAUGAUACGUAUUGUAACUUUAUUCUUUUGUCCUGAAAUUCUAAGGGUCAGACCAGAUUGCAAUGGCUUUGCCCUUCUAUCAGCUGAAAACAAAUUAUUGCACAAUCUUUAGAGCAAGCCAGAAUUUUGCAGCAAAGUUUCUCAUCAAAAGACUGAAAGUGAUAUUUGCUUACCCUAGCAUUUUGUUUUAUUACAUGCCACUGACUAUUAGAGUUUAAGAAAGUUAAGCUACCUUAUGCCAGGAGGUGAAAAAUAUUUAUUUUCCCUGCUCAAAAAAUCAAAUAUUAACCAUUAACCUAGUCAUAUCUCAGUAUAAUUUGUGUGCUUUUUUUUUCCAGUUUAAUGUACUUUGUGUUUUCAUUGGCAUGAUAACAGUGAUCUCUGAAGUUCCUUUAUUAAUUUGUAUAUGCUUUCUUGUCUCAUUUAAUGUAGUUUGUAUUUGUAUUGGCAUAAUGUACAGUGAAGUCUUAAGUUCCUUUAUAUGUUGGUGGCAUCUGUUCAUUAUAUAAUGCCUCUAGCCACUCUGCCAGUGAUUCCCUACACAUGGUAUUCUAAACUUGGGAACUCAUGUGGUCUGUUUGAUCUAUCGAAGCUAAUUUCAACUUGUCCAGUACAUUAUGCCAGCCUCGUGAGAGAUUCCAAAUGCUAUAACUUUGUAACCAUGAAUGAAAUACAAACAAAAAUUUGAACUUGACUUGCAUGAGGGAUUGGAGCCCACACUCUAAAUGCCUAGUCUGGGUAUGGUAUUACUAACAUGUUUUCUUGAGCCUGGGUUUGGUAUGGGUAGUGUGGGUUCGAAUCCUCAGUGGCUGAGAUAAAAUGUUUGUAUUUGUAUGUGAAUCUUUUUAUUGUUACUAUAUACAUGGAGACAGUAUUAAACUCAUAGGGGUCAUAAAGAGCUUGUUUAUGUUACUAUAAAUUACAAAUGUGAUUACCAGAAAGGAUGCAAUGUAAUCUUUAUGAAUACCUCUAUGAAUAUGCAUGUCUUAAUGAUGAGUUUUUAAGAAGAAUGUGUUUUCAUUUGUUUGGAUGUACCUUAAGAUAACGCUAUGCAAUAAAUACUUUUUUUUUUUUUGUAUUCAUUCAAGCAUAAUUGUUUACAAACUUUUUUCCCUUAAUGCUAGUACAAGGUCUCAGUUUUAGAAAUGACUGGUUCAUUAUAUAGGUUUAUAGAUACUUAUCUAGCCAUUCAUAUCUCUGUUUCUUGCUGUCAGUAGGAAACUAUUAAAGGGGUAGCUCCCAAACUUUCCAAGCCACUCUAUUCAAACAUUUUUUCAGCUUCUUCCUUAGCUUUUCAAACCUCACAGGAACCUUUCUUCUCUUAUAGCUCUACACCCAUUUUUUUCUUUCUAGGUGGCUAAUAUUGUCUUCACCACUUUUUCCUCACUUGUCUCCCACAUUUUGCUUUGCUUUCAAUUCAUGUAUGUACAUGUAUAUACAUGUAUAUAUAUAUGUAUAUUAUUGUACCCACAAAAUGAGUGGUAUUGAUCAGUAACAACACUGCACUAGUCAAGGAGUCAAACCCUUGCUGUUUUGGCCCAUCUUAUGGUGAGUGAAAAUGCAUGAUGCUUUAGACCACUAGACCACACAAUUGGUCUAGUGGUCUAAAGCGUCAUGCGUUUUUCACUUACCAUGAUAUGACAGGGAAAUAUUAUUAGCUGUCAUCCCCACUUUUGUUUUAACUUC
Molecule: messenger RNA, 6225 nt
Organism: Cherax quadricarinatus
Lineage: Eukaryota; Metazoa; Arthropoda; Malacostraca; Decapoda; Parastacidae
Source: RefSeq, a predicted model, not a curated record